AUGGUCCUGGUACUGUUACCCUGUCCCCAUCGGCCAUUUACUACACCAAAACUGAGGGGGACACGUUACCGGACAUCACCUGUACAGCUGAGUGUAGACCUGACUGUACCUUUGUCUGGACAAAACCUGACAACAGCAACUUUACUGCCUCAGAUGUGUUGUCACUGGGACAACUGGACAGAUCAGAACACGGGACGUACAUAUGUACGGCUAGGAAUGUUGCCGGGGAGUUAACUACACGUGUAUUUGUUUCUGUGAUGUACGGUCCAUCAGCUGCGGGUUUGUCACCACCAGCUACAUCCUACACUUUAACAGAAAGACAAACUAUCUCUACCGUCACGUGUUCGUCUGACUGUUACCCAGUCUGUACCUACAGAUGGACAAAGAAUGGACAGUCCCACACAACAGGGUCAGGUCUUCAUCUAAACAAUAUACAACGUGGUCAGACGGGCGAAUACAGGUGUACGGCCAGUAACGAAUACGGGAGUCAGACAUCUAGUGAGGUCACCGUCAUCGUCAACUACGGUCCUGAUACUGUUACCCUGUCCCCACCUGACACUACCUACACCAGGACUGAGGGUGACACGUUUCAGGACAUCACCUGUACAGCUGACUGUAGACCUGGCUGUACCUUUGUCUGGACCAAACCUGACAACACCAACUUUACUGCCUCAGCUGUGUUGUCUCUUGAACAACUGGACAGGUCAGAACACGGGCCAUACAGAUGCACUGCUGGGAAUGUUAUUGGAACGUCAAUGACGACAACAACUGUUACCGUGCAGUAUGGGCCAGGAGACAGCAUAACGUUCGAACCGAUGCAAGAUGUAGCAGAGAGAGUUGAAAACCAGACCGUCCCAAACAUAAAAUGCUUUGUUGACUGUAGACCGCCAUGUAUGUAUAGCUGGUCCAAAUCAGGUAAAGUUCGUCCAAAUCCACUGUCUCUGUCGAAGGUCACGAGGAACAACGCUGGAAUAUACACGUGUACAGCUCACAACACCAUCAGCCGAGGAACAAAAAGCUGGCAACUAAUCGUCAAUUACGGUCCCGGUACUGUAACCCUGUUCCCAGCGGCCACUACCUACAUCAGGACUGAAGGGAACACGUUACCGGACAUCACCUGUAAAGCUGAGUGUAGACCUGACUGUACCUUUGUCUGGACAAAACCUGACAACACCAACUUUACUGCCUCAGCUGUUUUGUCUCUUGAACACCUGGACAGGUCAGAACAAGGGUCAUACAGAUGUACUGCUGGGAAUGCUGUUGGAGCGUCAAUGACAACAACAACUGUUACCGUACAGUUUCCUCCUGCAAUAGACAGCCUUGGGUACAAUCAAGGAGACGCUGAUGUGAUGGAACAUGGAUCCAAGACGCUCAUUUGUAAGGUGGAGAGUGUCCCAUCGUCUACAAUAACAUGGUACUACAAAAACAAUGACACGCAACUGUUAACCAUCACAGAUGUACUGGAGAGUAGCUUCACGCUGACUUCUGCUGGCUGUUUUGACACAGGACUGUACACCUGUUCUGCACGGAACAGUGUCUCUAACACAUCGGUUACCAAGGACAUAAGGAUCAACGUUUUGUGUUCGCCGCGCCUUGAUCCAAGAGUGUUCACAGUCCGAAAACUGGGUUUGGCCACUCAUGAUCAUCUAACUAUGAAUGCCAUGUUUCUUUCGAACCCGAAACCGUCAUCGUUCACAUGGACUUUCCAAAACUCUUCACAUACUUCUUUUACUGAGCUAAACAACGGGACAGACAACUUUGUUAUACAUAAUACACAUUUUACAUCAAACCUGUCAGCUUUGUCAGUGGGGACACGUGCGAACAUACAGGAGGCCUGGUUUGGAUUAUAUAAUGUAACGGCCACAAACAGUGAGGGCAACGGGACACUCACUUUCACAGUUGCUGCUAAAGGAAAACCAAAUCCCCCGUAUGAAGGUAGAGCUGUGUGUCCAAAUACAGAUCGUGUCAUCUUAAGCUGGAGAUCGGCAUUCAACGGGGGAGCUGACCAGACAUUCGCUGUUGGAAGAAGGGAAAGUGAAAAGGACAACUUUGUUAUUGAACAAACCCUCGAAAAAUUGCAGGACCCGGGGCAGCACCGAAUCAUCAAUAUAACGGUAUCUGACCUUACACCUGGCACACAGCAUUUUUUCACAGUGUAUGCUGUGAAUGUUUUUGGGAACUCGACAUUUAUAAAGGACGUAAGCUGCGCUACGAAAGUUGCAGAAUCCUCCUCUGAGAACUCUCUUUUAAUAGCGAUACUUGGCGGAGUGGGUGGAUCUGUGGUUGCUAUCAUUGUUUUAGCUGUUAUAGUUGUAAUCAUUAUAACGAAGAGAAGGUCAUCUGGAAAACACACAAGAGAUGAGGAUACUGAGAUGGUCCCAAGGGAUAGGAGAUCCGCCGAAGAUGAUAGUAAAGAUGGCAUGAAACCCAAUAUUCUGUAUGAAUCAUCGGAUGGACUCCAGAACAACAUUCUAUACGAGUCCGGUGAGGCUCAACCAGGAACUUCCUCGGACUAUGCUGUUGUUCAGAAACCUUCAAAAGGAAAACCUGGAUCGCCAGACGCAGUUGAUGCUGUUGUGAACAAACCGAAGACUGAACAACUCCAAAACGUUAACGAUGUGUAUGCAGAAGUUAAAAAACCAAAAACCAAAUUAGGCAAAGGAAAACAAAAAGAAGGGGUAAAGAAGCAAACAGUUGGACUCCAGAACAACAUUCUAUACGAGUCCGGUGAGGCUCAACCAGGAACUUCCUCGGACUAUGCUGUUGUUCAGAAACCUUCAAAAGGAAAACCUGGAUCGCCAGACGCAGUUGAUGCUGUUGUGAACAAACCGAAGACUGAACAACUCCAAAACGUUAACGAUGUGUAUGCAGAAGUUAAAAAACCAAAAACCAAAUUAGGCAAAGGAAAACAAAAAGAAGGGGUAAAGAAGCAAACAGUUGGACUCCAGAACAACAUUCUAUACGAGUCCGUUGACGCUCAACCAGGAACUUCCUCGGAAUAUGCUGUUGUUCAGAAACCUUCAAAGGGAAAGCCUGGAUCGCCAGACGCAGUUGAUGCUGUUGUGAACAAACCGAAGACUGAACAACUCGAAAACGUUAACGAUGUGUAUGCAGAAGUUAAAAAACCAAAAAACAAAUUAGGCAAAGGAAAACAAAAAGAAGGGGAAAAGAAGCAAACAGAAUUCGAAUUCAAAGAUGACAAUCAAAACGGCAGAAACUUCAUUAUCCAUGGUAUCGAAAACAAAACUGACUACGCAGAUGUCGAUUUCACGAAACAUGCGCCUCCCCUGCCACCAGACAAUGAAGAAGAGCAGCAACCAGCGGAAACCAAAAACGACUAAUGUGAUCUGCUUUUGUUGAAUAACAGCAACAUCAAAGGAAACCAAACAAUAUUUUCGCUUAGAUAUUAAUCCACCUUUAAUUUGCCUAAAUAUACAUCUCAUAACACUGUGGUUCACAAAUGUUUUCGUUUGUGACCUCCAAAUGCAUAUUGCCUUUAACAAUUUCUUAUUCUAUUAAUUGUGCGAUAAUUAACUGUGCGUUAUGCAUGAGAUUUGGCAGAAUUAUAUAUUAAAUAGAAUAGUAUGUAUCUCUGCAGUAAAGAAUAUGAUAAUAAUAUGUAUGUGCCUCAACAUAUUGGGAUAAACAUAUAACAUGUGGGAUUUUCCAUACGUAAGCUUAAUACCUAAAAUAAACUGUUAAAAAGUGCAUUUUAACACGGGUAAAAAAAGAGUCUUAAUAAUUAACCACAUAGGCUACCAACUUUAAUUACACUACUUCUCCUCUAGAUAUUGCUGGUCAAUGUGAAAGGUCAAAGUUUGUCUUGUGCAUAUCUCACAUAAUAUUCAAACUUGAAUAUUCAUAUUUUAUAUGGAAGUACAUAUUUGGAUAGCGGAGUAUAUGGUAUAAAAAGUUGGUAACUGUGACCUUAGUUUUGACCUUUGAAUAAAAGAAACCCAGAUAUUUCUGAUGAUGGUGAAGUGAAGUUAACGAAAAGAAGGUCACUGUGAUAUAUGUUUGACCUCUGGUUUUUAAAAUUUGUCGAAAGCCUGUCUUACAUACUAUUUCAACUAGAGUAACCAAAUUGGUAUGCAGAUAUAUCCUGAGAUGAUAGGAUUUCUGUAUGAAAAUUGCUGAUUAUAGUCAAUAAAAAAACAUAUUUGGUAUCGGGAUACUUUCUUUACAGUAAGCUGCUCAUGAUAUAUGCUCGGUAAAUGGUUUUGUCUUGUUCUUAAUAGCCAUGUAAUAUUCAGAACCUAUACAAACAGAAUUACACUUAUACUGAACUAUACCUUUACAUUCAGUUAGGUCUACGCUUUAAAUCAAUUCGUCGUAUUUUGUAAAACCACAUAUAUCUCAAUUCGGUUUAAACUGAAAUUACUUGACAAAUUAAGUUUUUUAACUUACCUGGUCCGAAGGACCAGCGAGUCCAAGCUGUGGCGUAGCGUCCGUCAUCCACCCGUCCAUCUGUCAUUUUUUCCUUUCAAGUUCAAUAACCCCCCUUAAAAUGUUAAAGUCAUCCAAAAUUCCAACCUCUUUAUAUUUAUAAAUCGUUGCACCAUAAGUUAAAUAAAGGCUCUCCUUCUAUUCGGAAGAAGGAUCAACCAACUUUGAUAUAUAGUUCUUUUGCCAAAUGGGAUUCAAUGUUUUAUAAACCAAGUGAGUCCCUACGGGAACGGAGGGGACCAAAUAAGGUAAGGGUGAGACAAAGUCAAUAUUUGAAUGUAUUAUAUUUGCUGUAUGAUAUUUAAUGAACAUUUUUUGCCAUGAAUGCUAAAUUUCAGGGUGGUCUAUACAGGCCGUCAAGGUCUUUUGUUUAAUUGCAUGCUCGUUUAGUUUAUAGUGUGGCUGUUUUUUAACACACAUACUUAAGGAUUGGCCUGCAUUUUGACGGCGCAUACGGUAAUAUGAACGCAGUUGACAACGAACAUAUUCCGCUCAAUACAGAAUAUGUGUGUUGCAAACUACGUUCAUACUAUUGUUUGCGCUGUCGAAAUGAAGGUCAAUCCUCACAUUGUCACCAUAAAUAAUAGAAAGAAAAGGAAAUUCGAAGCGGUUUGUUUGGAUGGUAACUACGCUAGCCGUGGUUUUAGGAUAAUAUAGUGCCAGUGAAUCUACAUCAAAAUAUGGGUAAGUUUAGAAAAUAUGCUGUGAACAACACUAUUUUUCUUCUUUUCAUCACUUUUAAAUUUGAAAUCAAGAAAUAUUAGUAUCACUUGGAACAUAUGUAUUAAUGUAUAACGGUCGUUAAGUACAUUCAUUGAUACACUGCUCUGGCAGUUGAACGUCGCAAAAGAAAGCCGCCGUUGUUUUCUUUUCCGUAAAAGAAUUUCGAAUGUGCAUCCAUGGAAUAAGAACUUUGCCAGCAUCCCUUUAUUGUUUAAUCAGACAAAAUGGAUCCCGAAUAUGUUCUAUGUUUCAAGAUGAUGAAGGAAACAAACAAAGGCUGCCAUCGGACAGUUAUCUCGCUGAAGCUUGAACGGUGCCAUAUUUGAAACAGGAAUCAAUCCGCUGAGCCUUUUGUCAUUGCGUAUAUGCUAAUUUAUACGUCGUUUGAGUCUUGCAAAGCUGAAAAAGGGAGAUAUGUAAAUAUAAAUAAUUACAACUGUGUUUUUGCUGAAUUGAACAGUUUGAGAAAUAAUAUAUUUGAAUUAUGUUUGAAAUUCGUUCCGUUUACAUAUUAUGCAUGCAUGUACUAUUAAAAUAUGUUAUCAAGUCAUAUAUUCAUAUGUUCAACAAUUGUCAACUUUCUCCGGUUUACCAAAUUGUCAAUCAUGUUUGGUCUUGAAAUGAUGAUGGCCAUCACAGACAUUUUCCAUUUUUCUUUUGUCUUUUUUUUAUUGAUGUUACUUCAACGACUAUUGUCCGAAUAUUAUGUUAAUUUACGGAUUGCCUGACAACGUAUUGCUUAUAUAUGUAUUCUGUUGACUGAAUAUAGUUUCAAUACAAUCAGCAUCAUCCAUGAUACUUUAAGAUCAAAAGUGUCAUUUACCUUUGUAAGCCCUUCGAUCAAUCAUCGAUUAAAUAUUCUACAUAUGUAUGAAUAAAAAGUAUGCCUGCAUCAUAAAUAACAUAUAUCGCCUUAAUAAUGUAGAUUUUUAAAAAUGUCAACGUAUGUCAUAAAAUAUUUGUAUGAUGCUUUUACGUAUUAUUCAAAUAGAUUGGUUCUGAGUGUUCACUUUAUCCAAAUAUUCAAGAAAUAAAACCAGCAUCAGUGAAAAGGAAUAUCAAGAUCAGCUAUUAACGUGCACCACAACCUUAAAAUGGCACAUAUUGAAGUUAUUCAAAAAAGCGGUAGACAAAUUGUUAAAAUUAAAACUGAAAAUGAAGUAUAACAGUAAUAAUAUCCAUUUGGUCAUCCAUAUUUUCUCAUUCUAAAAGAAUUGUUAAAUGAAGUCGGAUGCUUUACCAGUGCAGGUU
This is a messenger RNA of Mizuhopecten yessoensis (Yesso scallop), 6420 nucleotides long. Its product is annotated as hemicentin-2-like. Lineage: Eukaryota; Metazoa; Mollusca; Bivalvia; Pectinida; Pectinidae. Gene Ontology annotation, molecular function: cell adhesion molecule binding. The record is from RefSeq and is a predicted model, not a curated record. The transcript is spliced from 19 exons. The annotation marks the transcript as partial. Gene Ontology annotation, biological process: cell-cell adhesion. Gene Ontology annotation, cellular component: cell-cell junction.